AUGCAUGCUUGUCGAUGUGCUUCCAAUGGUACCCUUUCAAAUCUAUCUUCCGGUGCCUUGGCCUUCGGCCGUGACAUGUAUUUGGACAUUCCACUCAUUGCCGACAUUCUUACAAUUCAAAAACAUCGUCAAGGACUCAUUGACAAGCGUCUGCUCAAAGCAAAUGCUCGUCGUCUUCAACAUGAUUAUGCCGUGGGUGACUCUGUCUACAAACGAAAUGUUCUCAGUCUUUCCGACAAACUCAGACCUACAUUCAGUGGCCCUUACACAAUUACUCGUGUCUACACCAAUAGUACUGUUGAAUUGCAGCUCUCACCUCACUUGUACGAAUGCAUCAAAAUCCGUCGCAUCAAACCUCGGUUCGCUCUGGAAAAGGGAGAGUGA
Molecule: messenger RNA, 384 nt
Organism: Seminavis robusta
Lineage: Eukaryota; Bacillariophyta; Bacillariophyceae; Naviculales; Naviculaceae
Source: the annotation of a GenBank genome assembly